AUGGAUCAAUCGUAUCCUUUAAUUAAACCAAAUCAAGAAAUUCUUAAUUAUGAACCAACUGCUGAUGAGAAAAAGACCAAAAUUGGAAAAUACACCAUUCGAAGGCUAUUUGAAGGAGAACUAGACGAAUAGGAUAAUGCUGCCAUUAAUAAAUUUCUUGACGAAGCAGGCCCUUUCCAAAAUCCCAUUUGGACAAGGCCAUAAAUUUUGAGAUUCUUAUAAGCUAACAAUUUCAAAAAAGAUUAGACUGUUUCAACCAUGUAACAAUAUGAAGAAUGGGUAAAAACCUUACCAAUCAAUUACGAUGAACAGGUUGAAUAAUUUCUAGUAAUUUUCCCAUAAUAAUCAUUAGAAAGCUGGAAUUAUUUACAUCUAAGGUAGAGAUCAUUCUUAUAGACCUAUAAUUGUUUUGAAUGCAUAUAAGGUUAAUUUUAAUUCGAUGAGUCUUGAAUAAUAUCUAAGAGGGUUAACUUACUUCUUGUAAGUAGUUGUCAAUGAUAUGAUGGUAUCAGGCAAAGUUGAAAAUUGGGUCAUCUUGAUUGAUCUCGAUUAUAAAGGAAUGAUUGGACUUUAGAUUAAUGUAAAUCUAGUUAUUAUUAUUCCAAGGCUUUAAAGUAAGUGAUGUCCUAUUUAUAAAAUAACUACAGAUCCAGAUUGUAUAAAAUGUUCAUUUUUAAUACAACUAUGAUGUUAAAUGUGACUUGGAAUAUGGCUAAAUUAUUCUUGGAGGAGAUUACUUAAUAAAAAAUAAUAUUCGUCAAAGGAGAUGUAUUGAUAAUACUUAUAUUUUAGGUCAAAUAAUUGUUUUAAUUAGUGAACAAAGAGUAAAUUGAAGAGAAGUUUGGAGGAACAUAAACAAAUAGAGUUGAAUUCUGGCCUCCAUCAAUUGUUAGUGCUAACUUCAGAAAGAAUACUUGA
Molecule: messenger RNA, 918 nt
Organism: Paramecium octaurelia
Lineage: Eukaryota; Ciliophora; Oligohymenophorea; Peniculida; Parameciidae
Source: the annotation of a GenBank genome assembly